Messenger RNA from Mycetomoellerius zeteki, 4819 nucleotides. RefSeq lists its product as uncharacterized. The transcript has 8 exons. NCBI's taxonomy places the organism in Eukaryota, Metazoa, Arthropoda, Insecta, Hymenoptera, Formicidae. Bases 124 to 4584 code for a protein of 1486 amino acids. The record is from RefSeq and is a predicted model, not a curated record.
UUAAGUAGCUUCGUCGGUCCAUUCGUUAUACUUCUUGAAAUUAGUCGUGCAGUUGAAGUGUUGAGGUGCUGUAAAUCUGUUGCAGUUGCAAACAAAACGUCAACAAACUGAUUGUGCAAAAUUAUGGACAAAGAUGUCUUUGAUAAUCUAUCUUUCAUACAAAGACAACGUUUAUCAAUAGAAGAACAGAAUCCUUUAGAAAACACGAUAUAUGAUAUGGAUGCCUUUCAUUCCAUGGUGGACAUUAUUUUGAAUAAAGAAAACAAUAAUAUUCAAAACCGUUCGAACAAUCCAGGACCGCCCACAGAGGAAAUUCCAUCAGAGAUAUGUCAUGGUACUGAUUGCGUUUCUGAACGACCGGAAGUGCCACAUACUUUUGUGGAGUGUGUAAGUGCCAAAGUGCUUAACAAUCCUGGACCAUCCACCAUGGAAACUCAAUCGGAAAUAAGCCAUAACGCUGAUAAAGUUUCUGAACAACUUGAAACUCUGAAUUCUCUCGUGGAAUGUAUAAAUUCAGCAGAAAUAUUUGAUAACUCAAAACCAUCCACUUUGAAAAUUCAAUCAAAGAUGUCCGUUAGUACUGAUAACAUUUCUGAACAAUCUGGAACGUCGAAUUUUCCAGAAUGUAUAAAUGCCGAAGUGGUUGGCAACUCGGGAUCAUCUAUCAUGAAAGUUCAAUCCGAGAUGUGCCAUACUGCUGAUAAUCCCGAAUCAUUUACCAUGGAAAUUCAAUCAGAAAUACGUAAUACUGAUGGUCCAGAAUCAUUCAUGGAAAUUCAGUCAGUGCACUACAGUAAAUGCCAUAAUGCUGAUAAAAUGUAUAAAGAAAUGCCAAUUUCUAUGGACAUAAGUACAGAUCUACCACUAUCACCAAAACCAUCCACCUCUACGGAAGAUCUAUCAGAGAUGCAGCAUAAUGCUGACAAAGUUUUUAAACAACCUAAAGCACUGAAUUUUUCUAGGAAACACCCAAGUGCUGAAAUAAUUGAUGUCUCAUCUGAUUCUGAUACCGAUUCUGAUGAUUCUUAUAAGAAUUUUGAGAACUCUUCUGGAAAUUCUUUUGAGAAUUCUUUUGAGAAUUCUGAUGAUGAUAUUUACAAUGAUAUUUCAAUUAUCAAUACUGUAAAUAAAACUAUUGAUAUAUCUUCAUGUUCUACUUCCCAGCUGACUCAUAAUAAUGAUAAUACAUCGUUGGCAAACAAAAUUAAUAUUCUAAGUACUGGCAAUGACAGACAAGCUACAGAUGUUAACAAUAAGGUCCAAAAUAGGCCUAAAGAAGAAGUCGUUGAGGAAAAUAAUAAUGAUGUUUUAUACAUAAAGAAAAAACGAUUAAAUAGUCCAAAACCAGGGUGCAGUAAAGAUUCUGAAGAUACAUUCCUAGAGAUGGAAGAUUUCUAUAUGUCCAAUAUGGAUGAAUUACUAAAAGAUGCAAAAUUAAUACAUGCCCUUCUACCUAGAUACAGUUACCGUUUGAUUUAUAAAAUGCUUAGUAGUAAUAAAUUUGCAAGAAAUCGUAUUGAGCUUACAUUGUGGGACUUAUUACCAAAGGAAAGACCGCUACCACAAUAUUUAAAGAGACAAAAAUGUUCAGAUGAGACAAGUUUUAUAGAACGUAAAAAAAAUUCCCAUAUUUCUCUACAAGAAAAUCAUGUAGAUACGAAUACUUCGGAAAAAAAAGAGCAGACAUGUGCGAAAAAUGAGGUAAUUGCUAGUAACAGAAAAUCAAAAAAUAUAACAUUUGCAUCAUCAACAACUGAGAAUGAUGAAACGAAAAAGAAUGUGUCAGAAGUAACAGCUUCGAAUAAUACGAAUGAUACCAAUCAAACCAUGAUACCUUUGAAAAAAAAGAAGUUAGAGCAUAAAUCGGAUGGAUCUACUACAUCUGUUAAAGACGCCAGCAGUACUAGCAACAUUAACAUGAUUGUUCCACAUUCAAAGAUAUUUGCAUCACCAGAAGUCGGUUCAGAGACCAAGGAAUCGCAUUCGACUAAGAAUUCAGAAGUUAGAUGUACGUAUGAAUCUGAUAGGCAUUUGGAACUCUAUAAAAUUCAUACAGUUGUGGCACCAGCAAAGUUAAUGCUUCGAAGUAAUUUCACGACACAAAAAGAUGAAAAGUUCCAUAAACCGACAACUCCUGUUUUAUCACCGCCAAAAUUAAAAGUUCUUACUAAAAGUACGAUAUCUACAAUGUCACCAAUAGGUGUUUCUAUACCUAUAUGCUCUGUACCUAUAAUACCUAAUAGACUUAAAAGGACAGGACCUAAUAUAAUGCAAGUGAAACAGGAUAAACCAAUAAUUCUUCGUCCAAAUCUAAAUGAAUCAACAAUUGUUCGUCCAAAUUCAAAAUCAUCCAUAAGCCAAUAUCCAAUAGGAAGAUUUACUACCUGUUCUAAUUUAAUAAAGCAGAAUGAACCGACCGUUCGUGUAUCUCAUCUAAAUUCAAGUCUAUUUGCACCGAAUUCUACGUUACCAGGCACGUCAUCAAAUGACAAAAGAGCAUCUGAUAUGCGUGCUGUACCUCUGCCACACUCAAUGUGCCAAUCUAUUAAUCGAAUAAAAAUAGAACCAUAUGUAUCAAAAAUUACAGAAAAAGACGGUACUAAAGUAGUUAACGUUCAUACCACAAAGACACUAGUAGUAUCUGCAACAUUAAAUAGUUCAUCGACUUCAGCAGUUCCUGCUCAAAGUACCUCACACCUCCAAAAAGCAAACGAUAGCAAUAUGACUACAUCUCAGAUUUACGAUAAAGGAAGUAUACAGCAGCAAUCACCGAUACUAACUCAAACAAAACCCAUUGCGAUGUACGAUCCAAAUAAAAUUAAUUGGAAAGUAGAGCAACUGGAUAAAAAAGAUGCAAUGGGAAAUAAAAAAUUAAAAAUAUAUGCAUCCAAGGACAAGCCGGAAGAAGUAGCAAACAAUGCUGAGCAAAAAGAAAUAGUAUUAAGUGAGAAAGCUAAUAAAAUAUAUGUCAAAUUAAUACCCAUGUUUCCAACUAUAAAAAUUAGUUUUAUUAAGAAAUUAUGCUAUGAUCAUGUGAAAGAUGAUGGGAGAGAUGAAGCAACAUUAGUUGCUACUUUAGUUGAGAUGCUACUCAACUGUGACCAAAAAAGUUUAUCGGUUCAACAAGCGAAGCCAUUAGAGUCACAGGCGACAACUUUGAAACCUUAUGAUAUGAACGAACAAUAUGCAGAUUUGCUGAUGAUAUUUCCUGAAGCAGAUCCCGUAUAUUUAAGAAAAGUAGCUGAGGAAAUAUAUAGUGAUCCCGAACGGAUAAAGCAAUUUGUUCAGUCAAAAUUAGAAAACCCUGAUUAUCCAACGCGAUCGCAAUAUUUGGCUAAAAAAAAGAUUACUCAACAACAAGAGCAGUAUACUACGGAUUUCCAAGUAAAACAAUUCUUAGAGAUAUUUCCAGAUCCAUUUGCAUACUUCGAAGAUGAUAAGAGGAAAUGCGAAUUCAAUCCGCACGCAGUAGAUUUUCUCAAAUAUUACUUCAGUAAAAUGAGGGUAAACACUUUAGUGAAGGCAUAUAGUCAAUAUAUGAAUAAUUUAAGUUUAACUGCAAAAGCUCUAGAGGCGUUAAAUCCUGAUAUGAAAACUAAACGAUAUUGUAACAAGAUGACUCUAACAGAAGAUAUACCGUUUCUUCAAGAGUGUGCUUUUGUACAACAUAAAGCAGAGCUUAAAAAAUAUCUAGAUGAAGUAAAAACAAAAGAAGAGCAAGAAUUUAAUAAACUUAAAGCAAAAAAUGAAUUGUUAGAAUGUCAAUGUUGUUAUGAUGACGAAUGUAUGCCAUCAAAGUGUUCCACGUGUGAGGAUGGUCAUAUAUUUUGCAAUUCAUGUAUUGUACGGAGUACAGACGUGGUAUUAGGAGAUGGCAAUACGCGCGUUGAUUGCUUGUUGCAGUGUGGUUGUGAAUUUCCAUUAUCUGUACUUCAAGAAGUAUUACCGCCAACUAAAUUUAGUAUUCUGCUUUGUAAGCGACAAGAAGCAGAAGUAAUAGCUGCUGGAGUUGAUGGUUUAGUAUCUUGUCCCUUUUGUCAUUUUGCAUCUAUACCACCACCCGAAGAUAAGAUUUUCAAAUGCCUUAAUCCGGAAUGCAUGAAAGAAUCUUGCCGAUUAUGCAAGGAACUUAAUCACAUACCAUUGAAAUGCAACGAAAAGAAGUCAGAAUCUGCACGUUUAUAUUUGGAAGAGAAGAUGACUCAAGCUUUGGUACGGAAAUGCUACCGUUGUAGUCGAAUGUUCUUCAAAGAAGAAGGUUGUAACAAAAUGACUUGUGUCUGUGGCGCCCAAAUGUGUUACAUUUGUGAUAAACCAGUUACCGAUUACAAGCACUUUCAAGGUCAAGGAGCAGAACGUUCAAAUCUUUGCCCACUGUGGAGCGAUGAUCGUCGCCUGAAUGCUGAAGGAGUAAUCAAAGUAUGUCAAGAAACUAUGAAGCAGAUUAAAGAGAAAGAUCCUCAUGUCGAUAUAAAUGUUGAUGCACUUUUACCAAAGCUACCGCCUAAAAGCAAAGGUCCUCAUGAAGAUAUUCAAAAUGCAGUGAUCGGAUUACGAGAUAGGAUUGCUAGACAACUUCAAUGACAACUUUGCGUUAUUGUUUACUAUUAAGAAAACAUAUUUGUUAAUUAUUUUGUUUUAAAAUAUCAUUUACAGCAUUAUCAUUAAUAGCAUUUAUGUUACAUAUAAUUUACAAAUUUAUUCUUAAUCCACGUAAUUAAUUAAGGUAGUAUUUUACGCCAACAGUUGCUAGUCCUCUUCAGUUAUGUGCAACCAUACGUUAUAAAAAUGGAAGUACAAAAUACAGAUAAAUAAAAUA